AUGUCGAAGCAAGAUCCCGCUGAGCAAGUUCGCUUCCUUGUGUCCUGCAUUGGUCACACCACCAAUGGAAGACCUGACUUUACUCUCGUCGCUGAAGAACUUGGAAUUGUUUCCAAAGCCGCUGCCCAGAAGCGGUAUGAGCGAAUGCUCAAAGCCAACGGAGUGAAUGCCUCCAAGCCGGCCGCUAAAUCCAGCGCUGAUGAUGAAAACACUCCUUCCACCCCGGUGAAGCGCAAGACCACUGGAGUUGCUAGAGGCAGCGCCCAAAAGAAGUCCAGGGCUGCCAAGAAGGAAGAAAGCGAUGACGAGAUGAAGGACACGAAGCCGACUCCCAAGGGCAGGGCCAGAGUUCCCAAGAAGGAGCCUAAGAAGGAGCCAAAGAAGGAGCCAAAGGAAGAGUGCGACUCUUCUCUCUCCGAUGCUCCCGAUUCCGGCCAUUCUGAUGCUGGCACUAGCUUUGAUUCUGUCUAA
This is a messenger RNA of Trichoderma breve, 471 nucleotides long. RefSeq lists its product as uncharacterized. Bases 1 to 471 code for a protein of 156 amino acids. NCBI's taxonomy places the organism in Eukaryota, Fungi, Ascomycota, Sordariomycetes, Hypocreales, Hypocreaceae. The transcript has 4 exons. The record is from RefSeq and is a predicted model, not a curated record.